GGAUUCUUCCUGACGGUGUCACCAGAAGCAGUAUUAAAAGUGGCUGCUCAGGCUUCUGCCAACAACAAGAUCUUCAGCUUGAAUCUUUCUGCACCAUUUAUUAGCCAAUUCUACAAAGAGCCUAUGAUGAAAGUCAUGCCUUAUGUCGACGUUCUUUUUGGAAAUGAGACGGAAGCUGCCACUUUUGCUAGAGAGCAAGGCUUUGAGACUGAAGACAUUAAAGAGAUAGCCCGGAAGACACAAGCCCUGCCAAAGGUGAACACUAAAAGGCAGCGAAUCGUAGUCUUUACCCAGGGGAAAGAUGACACUGUAUUGGCUACAGAAAAUGAAGUUACUACUUUCCCUGUGUUGGUGAGUGAUCAGAGUGAAAUUGUGGAUACCAAUGGAGCUGGAGAUGCAUUUGUGGGAGGCUUUCUGUCCCAGCUGGUCUACGAGCGGCCAGUGACCGAGUGCAUCCGGGCCGGACAUUACGCCGCCAGCGUGAUCAUCAAGCGUUCGGGCUGCACCUUCCCAGAGAAGCCUGACUUCCACUGAUACUGGUGAAUUGGAGGGAUCAAGAGUAACUUCCGUGUUGCCAUGGGAUUGCUGCCUAAAUUUUUCCUCCUUCCCUUUCCUCACCUUUCCAGUACCUGCAUCAACGCUUCUGUACUUCUGUUCAUUGUAUUCUAAACAAAAUAUAUAUUUCUAUGCUGUUUUCCAUUUCAUGCAUCUACAAUGUCUCAGUAGUCUUAACUUUUGGAAACAGUGCUAAGUGAAGCUUAUUAUCUCAUCCAUCAGGAAAAAAUGUUCUAUUUACACAGUUUACAAGAAGGUCCCACUUAAAUGACACUGCUGAUUAACACCAUUAAAAUACUUCUGUUGAAUUAUCUAGUUUGUAUCCAGCUGUGGCCAAAUCCUAUUCAACUUCCAUGAAAUCAACAGACCUGACUUUAUUUGUCACUUAACAUUAUAAACCAGGAAUUGUUCUAUUAUAGUUGAGUCAGACUAGUGUAAAGAGAGGUCUAAAUGUCCCAAGAAUUUCCAUACAUAUUGGAGUGUACAAGAUCUGCCCAUCAGAUCCAGCCCAGCUUCCAUGAAAGUGCAUCAUUAUUUUGUCAGUAAUUUAAGGACAUGAUCCAAAGGUCAUGUCAUGCAUUCAGUUGUCUUGCACUGAUGCCAGUGGCUUUGGGUCUGGCACUAUGUGAGAGCAGGGUCUGGUCACCCCAGGUACAGUCACUUCUACCUGUCAGGUGAGCUCACAGAUAGGUACUUUCGGUGAUUUCAGGGCAGAUGCAUGAGUUGAUGAUGAACACAAACAUACAGAUAGUUCCUAUCUCCUCCAUGUGAGCUUCCUAGAGGCUACAUUAAGGUACACAUAAUGAAAAUGAGGUACAGAAAUAUUUAUGCAGGAUAUAUUGACAGGAUAUGCCAAAUGGAAUCUCUGAAACGCACAUUUUUAAACUUUUAAUUUACUUUGGAUAAUUAAGCAAUAUGGUGGAUUUUGUUUGUAUUUACAGUAUUCAAAGAGUUGAUCUGACACUGCAUUCAUUACUUUGCUAUGUAAUUUGAUACUGAUAAAUAAAAAAUUGUCAUACAGUAA
Acanthisitta chloris (rifleman) is the source of this 1579-nucleotide messenger RNA. RefSeq names its product adenosine kinase (gene ADK). The transcript has 5 exons. Gene Ontology annotation, cellular component: nucleus; cytosol. Gene Ontology annotation, molecular function: adenosine kinase activity. The record is from RefSeq and is a predicted model, not a curated record. Lineage: Eukaryota; Metazoa; Chordata; Aves; Passeriformes; Acanthisittidae. Gene Ontology annotation, biological process: purine ribonucleoside salvage. The annotation marks the transcript as partial.